Lepisosteus oculatus (spotted gar) is the source of this 1199-nucleotide messenger RNA. The record is from RefSeq and is a predicted model, not a curated record. Lineage: Eukaryota; Metazoa; Chordata; Actinopteri; Semionotiformes; Lepisosteidae.
AUGCCUGAGCUUUCCUCUGCGGCACCCUGUCAAGUCCCUCUGUCUCCAGUCCUCCAGCAGCCCCCCUGGAGCAGGCUUCUACAUCUCUGUCCUCACAGCUCCUGGACUGGAAUAAGGGGUGAAGGGCUUCUAGUGAGGAAUAGCGAGUGCAGUUCUCUCCUGCACGGGAUUCGGAUCACUACAGUUCCCGUGGAGGCUCAUGCUAAGCUUGCACCUGCAGCAGAGGCUCUGAAGGUGAAGCCCGAGGCUGUGUCUCCCAGGCUGCUGCGGUUUAACCCGACACAGAGCACGGUGUCCCUCGCGAAGCCGCUUUGCGUUUUCGACAGCGUGAAGCCAACGAAUGAAAUGAUGGUAGAUGUAUACGUUGUCCACAGCCUCUCGGCCACUCUGACCUUUGAGACUGGGAAAACGUACAAGGAGACGAAUGGAGGGACAGAGACUCCUUAUAAGGCUACAUCCUUCGGGAUCCCAAACUGCACCUCUCCACCAAACCCUGCAGACCUGUCUGUUCCCCAGAGAAUCGAUAAGACUUUAGAUGAGUACUUGGUCCGUAUUGGCAGCAACCCGACAUGCGUGGGGGAACCGGAGGCUGAAGCCUUUUGUAAUGCGCCGCUCUCCGAUGGCACUUCGUACAGGUUUAAAUAUUUGCUUGUAAAUGGGACUACAACUAUAGCAGAAACCGAAUGGUCAGAGUCAAUCCUAACAAGAAAGGCUCUGAGCCCUGAUGAAAUUGACACCUGGAUUGGGAAGAGAAGUGGAGGCGGGAUAGUUGUCACUGUCAUCCUGAGUCUCCUGCUGUUUCUGCUGCUUGGGGCUGCCAUUUUCAUGGGAGUACUGGAUGUGAUCCAUCAUGUGAAGGGCAGAGGGUCCCAGGAUGUGACUAUGAGAUCACACACCUGUUACUCAACUGUAAACAAGCGCAUGUCCAUGGGUGAGGUUAACGUUCAAACAUAAAGGAGGAAGAGAUACUUGCAGAUGAUGACUCAUCUUCAAACAGGGCUGUCUACUAUCUUGGGCACUGACAUAUCAAGGCAGAAAUGUAGAUAACCCAUUGAUUAUUAAGAAUUCAGAAGACUUCACAGGUUCUAUAAAUGUUUUGGUGUUUUACUAUUACAUUUAUUUUCUGUUUUAUCCCAAUUAUUCUUGACCGUUUUGGUAAUCGCUGCAGGCUGUUUUGAAUAAAAUUUGUUACUUCAGGA